AUGGCAUCCCAAUCCCCUCUCUACAUCGGGUUCGACCUCUCAACCCAACAACUCAAAGGUCUAGUCGUCAACUCCGAGCUCAAAGUCGAAUACAUUGCCAAAUUCGACUUCGAUGCCGACUCCACCGGCUUCCUGAUCAAAAAGGGCGUAAUGACCAAUGAAGCAGAGCAUGAAGUCUUCGCCCCGGUCGCGCUGUGGCUGCAGGCGAUGGAUACCGUGUUGGAGAGUCUGCGCAAGCAAGGGCUGGACUUUAGCCGGGUGAAGGGUAUUAGCGGGGCGGGACAGCAGCACGGUAGUGUUUAUUGGAGUGCGGAGGCGGAGGGGCUGUUGCAGAGUCUUGAUGCGAAGAGGUCGUUGGAGGAGCAGUUGCCGGGUGCUUUUUCGCAUCCGUUUAGUCCUAAUUGGCAGGAUUCGAGUACGCAGAAGGAGUGUGAUGAGUUUGAUGCGGCGCUGGGGAGUCCGGAGGAGUUGGCUCAGGCGACGGGGAGCAAAGCUCAUCAUAGAUUCACAGGUCCUCAGAUCCUUCGAUUCACGAGGAAAUAUCCAGAAGUGUAUCAGAAGACGGCGAGAAUCUCGCUGGUCUCUUCCUUCAUGGCUUCCCUCUUCCUGGGCCAUGUCGCACCCUUUGAUAUCUCCGACGUAUGCGGUAUGAACCUGUGGAAUAUCAAGCAGGGCGCCUACGACGAACAAAUCCUCAAGCUGUGCUCUGGCAAGUUCGACGUCGAAGAUCUAAAGAAGAAGCUAGGCAAGGUCUAUGAAGACGGAGGACUACACCUGGGCCAAGUCCACCGGUACUACCAACAGCGCUACGGCUUCAGCGCAGACUGCACCGUCAUCCCCGCCACAGGCGAUAACCCAGCAACCAUCCUCGCACUACCACUGCGCCCAUCCGACGCCAUGGUAUCCCUGGGUACAUCAACGACCUUCCUCAUGUCCACACCCAACUACAUGCCCGACCCGGCCACCCACUUCUUCAACCACCCGACCACGGCCGGUCUAUACAUGUUCAUGCUCUGCUACAAGAACGGUGGUCUGGCCCGUGAACACGUCCGCGACGCAAUCAACGACAGUCUAAACGACACACCCACCAAUCCAUGGUCCAACUUCGACGAAAAAGCCCUCUCCACACCACCAAUGGGCCAAACAUCCCCCACAGACGCCAUGAAACUAGGCCUUUUCUUCCCCCGCCCCGAAAUCGUCCCCAACCUCCACGCCGGCCAAUGGCGCUUCACAUACAACCCAACCACAGGUUCCCUAACCGAAACAACCUCCACCUGGAAAACACCCCAAGACGAAGCCCGCGCCAUUAUCGAAAGCCAAAUGCUCUCCCUCCGCCUUCGCUCGCGCGGCCUCACCCAAAGCCCCGGCGGUAACCUCCCACCCCAACCGCGCCGCGUGUAUCUCGUCGGCGGCGGGUCCAAAAACAAAGCCAUCGCGAAGAUUGCGGGUGAAAUCCUCGGCGGCGCAGAGGGCGUGUUCAAGCUUGAUAUUGGCGAUAAUGCGUGCGCGCUUGGUGCGGCUUAUAAGGCUGUUUGGGGUAUUGAACGGGCUGAGGGUCAGACGUUUGAGAAUUUGAUUGGGGAGCGCUGGAGGGAGGAGGAGUUUGUGGAGAAGAUUGCGGAGGGGUAUCAGGAGGGUGUGUUUGAGUUGUAUGGGAAGGCGGUUGAGGGGUUUGAGGCUAUGGAGAAGAGGGUUUUGGAGGGGGUUGCGAGGACUUAA
Molecule: messenger RNA, 1719 nt
Organism: Penicillium subrubescens
Lineage: Eukaryota; Fungi; Ascomycota; Eurotiomycetes; Eurotiales; Aspergillaceae
Product: xylulokinase
Exons: 2
Coding region: 1-1719 (572 amino acids)
Biological process (GO): xylulose metabolic process; D-xylose metabolic process
Cellular component (GO): cytosol
Molecular function (GO): D-xylulokinase activity
Source: RefSeq, a predicted model, not a curated record